AUGCGGAGGCGUGCCGAUGACGAGUCACCACAGCGCACGUGCAAGCUUGUUCCGCCUUGCAAGCAAGUGAACCAUGGCCUAAGCACAGGGAAAAUCGGAAAAUAUUGCUUUACAGAGGAAACACUGAAACACGACAUCGCGGCCUUGAAGAGGGGGGAGAUAUACGAGAGGGACGACUUCUUCCUCCGAGCAAAGGCAUGGUACAAGGCCGAGAUUGACCGGUUACUACACCUGGAAACGGUAAAGGGGGAGGCGGCCCAGUCGAAGACGGGAGAUAUCGACUCGAAAACACUCCAAGUAGGACCGCAGCCGCAGACAGCAGUCCGCAGAACCAAAACCCCAGCCAGAGCCCCCAGCCGCAUCCAGCCCGACCGCGCAGCCAAGCGAAAAGUCGCCGAAUACACCGCCCCCAAACGGCCCCCACCACGCAAGAAGAAGGGGCCGCUCCUAAUCCCAGUGCAGGGCACAGGAUCUGUUGAGUCCGCCCAGGAGCCAGAAACCAAGGGUGACUACGUCUUGGCCGCGGAUGACUGGGCCCGCUUCGUGAGCGGCAACAGGGAGGAGCACGACCGCUCGCCCUGGUCUUACAUCCAGUUCCAGGGGCUAGAUGUGGCCUACUUCUGCAUGCGGCUGGAGAGGGCUCUGCAGGAGAAGGUCGAGGAGAUUGCCAGCCGAAUCAAUAUACAGGAAAGCCCAGAACCGGAGGAAGAGAGCAAAGUUUGCGAUGGCAUCUUCUUGCCUUCGAAAUCGGACGCCGCCGCAAGCCAAAGUGCCCCUCCCCAGUUCCAAGCCCACCCCCGCCCUCGCCUCAACUUCCGCUGCGCACUAGGCCACUCCUACCCAAGACCGGCCCCCUUCUCCCCCAAGGCCGCCCUCGCACCGGGCGAGGACUGGCGGCCGCCCACCACGACCCGUGGCACCAAGAUCGAUGCCGUGAAGACAGCCACAACACCACCACCCACACCGACACAUGAUACCACCACCACCACUAACAACAGCAGCAGCAGCAGCAGCAACAGCAGCGACAGUCUCCCCAAGAUCACCAGCUGGGCAGCAGCCGAGGUGCGCCGGCGCGAGGAACUAACCAAGCGAGCCGCCGCCGCCGCUACCUGGCAGACCCCCUCCCAGACUGCUCCCGCAGCCGCCCCGACGACCAAGCAGGCGCCCGAGGCGGAGAUGGAGAUCAGUCCGACGCUGGGGCGGUGGCGGGCGCCUCAUGCACGGCGGGCUCCGGGCUCGGGCUCGGGCUCGGGGGUGGUGGAGGGCAGCGAGGAUUCACUGUUGUUGUCGCUGCCUGUGGAGGAUCUGGCGCGGAAUGUGGUGGAGGUGGGCGGGUUGCGGUUUGCGGUUGAUGUCUGUGGUUGUGCUUCGUCCGACUUGGGCGGCUCGUUCGGGCGGGAUGGGGGCUUGAUGGAAGGGGGAUGGGGGGAAGAGGGGGGUUGUGGGUUGAGGGUGUUGAUGUUGUAA
This is a messenger RNA of Thermothielavioides terrestris NRRL 8126, 1467 nucleotides long. RefSeq lists its product as uncharacterized. The transcript is spliced from 2 exons. The record is from RefSeq and is a predicted model, not a curated record. The coding region runs from base 1 to 1467 and encodes 488 amino acids. Lineage: Eukaryota; Fungi; Ascomycota; Sordariomycetes; Sordariales; Chaetomiaceae.